AUGUUUCAAGCGCGUCAUUUUGAGCUAUUUAUAGUGGGUUUCGGAAUAGACUUUGAUUUUUUUGCCUUUUGGCUGCCAACUAGAGCUGGGAAACUAUCGAUGGCACUAUCGAGGUAUCGACUUUUUACCUUUUCUGAGCCACCAUCGAUAGUUGUUUGUCACUAUCGAUGGUGCUGGGCAUUUUUGACAUCACUGAUAUUGCGAACACGAGGCUUGGUUGACGAAAAUUUUGAUAAACUUAAAUUGAACGGUGGUGGUGGCCUCAGCAUGGACAAAUACUUACGGAACCUUAAAAGAAAAGAUGACAACACAACAGAUAAAAACAGCUCUGAUGAGGAAAACGGCGGAAUUAAGAAAGCAAGAGUUGGUAAAUCCAAAGUGUGGAAUUUUUUCGUCAGAUCAAAUGAUGGUAAGACUGCAAAAUGCAUAUCCUGUGAAAAAGUGUACCGUACUAGCGGAAACACUUCCAAUUUGUUUGACCACCUUAAACGGGUACACCCAGCGUUGAAGGUUGGCGAUCUUGAGGUGUCCUCGUCGUCAAAGAUAGACUCCUUUGUGACUACAUGCUAUGAUACGCAUUCCAGACGCAAAGCCGAACUGGACAGGGUGGUCAUGCGAUACAUCACUACAGACAUGCGACCAUAUUCCGUUGUGGAAGAUACUGGAUUUCGUGAAAUGCUUAAAGCUUUUGAUCCUCGAUAUAAAUUACCAUCUCGAAAAACAUUAAAAAAUGUGAUCAUGGAAGAGCAGUAUGCAGAAAAAAGAAUUAAAUUGAUGGACAUUUUAAAGAAAAUUGACUUCUGCGGUAUUACUACAGAUAUUUGGACUUCGGUAGCAAAUGAAGCCUUUAUAACUAUCACAUGCUCCUUCGUCACAGAAGACUUUGAUCUGAAAACGGCUGUGUUGUCAACAAAUAAACUACGAUGCGAAACAAACCACACUGCUGAAAACAUUAAAGAAACAUUACAAGCAGUUUUUGAUAAGUGGGAUAUUUCUGCCAAAAUUGUAGCAAUAGUAACAGACAAUGCAAGCUCAAUGAUUAAAGCGUGUGAGUUACUUCAAAAGAGAAAUAUACCCUGCUUUGCGCAUACUGUUAAUUUAGUGGUACAAGACUGUCUCAAACUAGAUUGUUUGGUCCCUUUACUUGCGAAAUGUAAAAGCACGGUGACUUACUUUAAAUCGAGUACUAUAGCAUAUAAAAAGCUAAGAGACUACCAAGAUGGACAAACAAAAUAUAGUCUUAAACAAGAGGUUCCUACUAGAUGGAAUAGCGCAUAUUAUAUGAUUGACAGGAUUUUGAAAACGCAUGAGGCUAUCGGCAAAGUUUUUCUAAAUACGUCAAAAGCACCACAACCUUUUACUGUGGACGAAUUAGACAUACUUUUGGAUCUAACAAAAUUACUUGCUCCAUUCGAUACAGCUACUAAACAAGUAUCUUCUAAUACAGUAGUAACAAUAUCAAUAUGCAUUCCUAUUGCUUGUGGUCUUAUGCAUACGUUGGAUUCCGUAAAGUCAGAACUUAAGUCUAGUGAGGGUCUAGCAGCCUGCAAAUUUUUAAUGGAUAACAUUAUAACUAGACUUUCGAAAUAUGAAGAACGUUCGAUUACGCGAAUUGCAACAUUAAUUGACCCAAGAUUUAAAAAGCAAGGCUUCCGAUCUCCAUUCAACUCUGGACAGGCCGAAAAGCUUUUAGAGAAUGAGAUGACACUCUUAAAAAAUCUUUCACACGAUUCCGUACUCCAUGCUGUAGAGCCACCACCACCACUUCAAAACAAUCAAUCUCAAUCCUUAUUUAAAUUUGUUAAACAAAAUAUUGAAGAAUUGCCCAAGACAAAGAGGGUAGACGCAAUUGUUGAGCUUCGACAAUAUUUUAACUUGAAUCAUUUGGACGAAAAUGUAGAUCCACUCCAAUACUGGAAGCAUAAUGAUUCAAAUAUGAAGCAAUUGGUACGUAAAUUUUUAUGUGUUCCGGCAACUUCCACUGAGUCGGAGCGAAUGUUCAGCAAGGCUGGACUCAUAAUGAGCAAACGGAGGGCUUCGCUGGAGGCAAAAAACCUUGAUGCUUUAUUAUUUUUGCAGAGGAAUGCCUGGGUCAACUAAAUAUUUUCAACUGACUCUAAUUUAAUUUUUGUUUAAAUGAGUUGAACUCAGAAAAGUUCCUUCAGCCUAAUUUUGUAUUACUUUGAUCUCUUAUUUUAAGUUGUUAUUUUGUUAGUAUUAAAGCAUUUAAUAUGAAAAAUAUAAA
Molecule: messenger RNA, 2245 nt
Organism: Drosophila kikkawai
Lineage: Eukaryota; Metazoa; Arthropoda; Insecta; Diptera; Drosophilidae
Source: RefSeq, a predicted model, not a curated record